This is a messenger RNA of Schistosoma curassoni, 2608 nucleotides long. The record is from the annotation of a GenBank genome assembly. Lineage: Eukaryota; Metazoa; Platyhelminthes; Trematoda; Strigeidida; Schistosomatidae.
AGAACAUUAUGGAAACUUCUUCCACACUAUGGAGUUCCUGAGAACAUUGUCAACAUUAUUCGCAACUUAUAUGAUGGACUACAGUGCAAAGUCAUGCAUUCAGGACAACUGACAGAUGCAUUCCAAGUAAGAACCGGAGUCAAACAAGGCUGUCUAUUCUUCCCCUUCCUCUUUGUACUAGUGGUUGACUGCAUUGUGAAGACCUCGACAUCUGAGGUAAAGCACGGAAUACAAUUGAUAUCUCAGAACCAGUUAGGCGAUUUGGACUUCACAGAUGACCUAUCUUUUCUAUCCCAUACAUAUCAACAAAUGCAGAUCAAGACAACUAGUGUAGCAGCGCCAUAAGCAUCAGUAGGCCUCCACACAGCUUCAUUGUCAUAUUUUGUUCUUUAAUAAGUAAUGAUGAAUGAUUGAGAUACAAUAAAAAUCCUACAUUUUCUUCUACCUAUUUACACGCUUCAAUAGUUACCUAUGAAUUAACAGAAAUGAUGAGGAGUAUUAUAAAAUAGGAACACAUACAUUGAGUUUUAAAUUGUCCAAAUGAGUUUUCUGCCUUGUAUAAAGAGGUUAGUUUAAUGAUUUUGGCAAAACUAUAAUUAAUGGAUGAACCAAUCAAAUUUAAGAAAACAAGUGGCGUGAAAUUCAACUAUCCAUUUGGCUAAAUAUCGUUUCGGCAUUAUAACUGAUGUCAGUUCAUGAUGAAAACCAUAAAUCUAAUUCCUAACCCUAACGUACAGAUAUAAAUUCUAUUAUUGAUUCCUCAUAUUAAUUUAUAACCCACAAAUGAUAAUAAGAAUGAGACAGUUACAACCACGACGACAACGACAACAACAACAACAACACAUUCCAAUUCUACUCAUGAAAAUAUUUCAAAUACAUCAACUAUAACAAAUAGCAGUUCAAGUAGACAUAGUGCAAUUCGAGCAGCAUCAUUUACAAUGACUGAUUCAUCAUAUUAUGAUUAUAAACCAAAUUCAAUGAAUCAUAAUGAAGGAUAUAAAACAAAAUCAAAUGAACAUUAUGAUAAACAUAAAGUUAAUUAUGAACAAUAUUUUAAAAAUUAUGAUCAAUAUUAUCAUCGCAAACAUAAACAUCAUCAUCACCAUCAUCAUCAUCAUCAUCAUCGUCAUCAUGAUCAUGAUCAUGGUGAUCAUGAUCAUAAUGAUCAUGAUCAUGAUCAUUCACAUGAACAUUCUUCUAAAGAAGAUAAUAAUCCAAAGACAAUAUCAUCUGAAUGGAUCUAUGAUAAAUUAAAAGAAUAUUUAACUUGUAUCUAUGAGAAACAAAUUAAUUGUGAAGAUCAAUUUGUUACAGAAUUACAAUUGAAAUUAUUAAAAAUGCAAUCAAAUAAACAAAAAAAUGAUGAACAUUAUGAAUCAAUUUCAUCUGAACAUGCGAAACAAAUUCCAAUCAUAUCCGUUGAAAUUGAUAAAACAUCAUUAGAAACAAAACAUGAAGAUGAUCAUACACAUCCGGAACAUCAACAUAAAGAAGAACAUAAAGAAAUUAGAAAAGAUUCAUCUACUAUAUAUCAAACAAAGAAUAAUCAAUUUGAAAUAAGUAAACAUAAAGAAAUAGAACAAACAGAGAAAUUUUAUUCACAUGAAUCUUAUCAAAGUUUAGAUAAUGAUAAAUAUUCAAGUUAUUAUCAUAAUGAUCAUCAUGAACGUCAUUAUCCUAAUCUUCGACAUCAUCAGAAUCCGCAUCAACAUCCUUCUCCACUUGAUCAUCAUCGUCAUAAAGAUCAUCAUGAUCGUGAUCAUCAUCAUCAUCAUCAUCAGCAUCAUCAUCGUUCAUCUUCAUAUUAUAAAGAUGGCUGGUUGGAAAAACUAGAUAAAAUGUUACCAAGCUUGGAUGAUGAUGAUGAUAAUGAUGAUGAUGAUGACGAGCAUCGUCAUAAACACAAAGAUAAACAUCCACAUCAUCAUCCAAUGUAUCGAAAGUAUUCAAACAAAUAUUAAGUCAUUUACAAUGUUUCAUCAUCAUCAUCUUCAACAACAACAACAUCAUCAUUACCCAAAAGAACACCAUUAAUGUUAUCAAUAAUUCUUUGAUGAACAUUUCUAACGGUGAAAUAUUUUACAUUAUUGAAAUUUUUUUAUUAUAUGGUUAGUAAUAAACCUCUGAGAAUAAUACUACUUAUACUACUCAUAAUGAAAAUAAUGAUGAUAAUAAUAAUAGAAAUAAAUAUACGAGGAAAUCUUUUCAUUCUUCUAUGUAUAUACACUACUCCACUUAUUAAAAGGGGUCAAUUAAUUAAACUAUUGAUAUUUCAUUACAUAUUAUCCAUUUAAUAUUUUCCUUUAUAAUACAACAAUCAAGUACAUGUCUAUUAUUGAUUGAGAAGUAAUUACUAGGAUACUUUGUUUGACCUAGUUUUUCAUGUUACAUGUUAUUUAUCAGUAAAGUAUAUCUAUAAUCUAGAAUGAAGUGAUUUGCUGGGUUAGAAUUCUAAAGUAUGUUAUCUAGUACUGAAGUCACUAAACCAUUUGGUAUACUACUGAAGAGUCCUAAAAUGGGACGAAAUAGUCAUCCAGUGUUUCCAAGUUUUCUAUGGUGGUCUAAUUUUAAUUGAUACAUGAUCUUAACUAUUAAAAUUACUAUUAAU